Messenger RNA from Chaetomium fimeti, 747 nucleotides. RefSeq lists its product as uncharacterized. The transcript has a single exon. NCBI's taxonomy places the organism in Eukaryota, Fungi, Ascomycota, Sordariomycetes, Sordariales, Chaetomiaceae. The record is from RefSeq and is a predicted model, not a curated record. The coding region runs from base 116 to 745 and encodes 209 amino acids.
GCUCCGAGCUGGAUGCUGGCCGACAUAAUUAGCCCAAAUAUGCAGGCGGGCUAAUUCCAUCACACCCGAAGGGCAAAUUUGGCAUGAAGAGGGGAAGUGAGCUAAUUGUCCAAAAAUGGACAGAGGGCGGCUAAUUAUCCCAGUUUCUUGGUUCCCACCAUCAGCGGGAGAGCAAACGACCACCACACAUUGUCGCAUUGGCAUUGGAUCCUCCAAGAACAAUCAUGUCGAAACGCACUCAGCCCUAAACCUCCAACUACCCAUGAUGUAUGGACAUCCAGGUAUAAAGUCAUCGCCAUAUCCAGCAGCGGGCGCUUGCGUUGGCUUUGUGUCGGAUGGUUUUUGGUUUUCUGACUUCGGCGACUUCCAUCGACGACUUCGACGACCCAAGGUGAAAUUCGCAACUCGCACCGAACAGCCGAGACCCCCGACGAUAUCGCCCACUUACAACUCACGAACCGUUAUCAGACCUUCCGAAUUGGACAGGGACCUCCAAAUUCCCCAGCAAUUGAUCCGACCGAAAUGGCCGUCCCGACCAGACAAGGCUGUCCUCCCCUUCCCCCCGCCCGCGACCGUGCCUUCAUCCCGCAAAGUCAAAUUGCGUGCCAAAACCAACCUCCGCGCUGAAGGCGGAUCAUCCGACCAGGGCCCCCGCGGCCGGCCCCCAGUCCAUCUGGAAUCCCCCUGUUCUUCCCGCGUUAUUGGCCAAAGCGUCAUCCGCUCGCGCAGAGAUCCCUGCUACUGACC